AUGACGACUUCGCGACAGGCUCGAGCCUCUCGCUCUCUACGUCAGGCACAAGGAGUUGCCAAUAGCACGAGCAGUUCGAGUGGUAAGCCUCCCCACCCGCUAGAGUCGAUCGAGAUGUCGUUCCUCUCGAACGCGACGAGUUUCGUCGAUAAUAAGGGCGUGGGGCACGUUAAGGUGAACAAUGGCGUGGACUGGUCGAACAUUUUGCCCAAGGACGCUACCGUGCAUAUUUCCUACGGCGGGUCAGGGUCGAAGGAGGAGAUUCUCGUUGUCCCGAUUGAUCGAAACACAUCGGAUGCUACGUCUCCCGCCAACAAGAGCGUACCGAAGGUGGCCGAAGAGGUACCAACAGGGUCCGGCAGUAGUGAAAACAUCGAGGUGGUCGUGGACACAGGAUCGGACUCGACGGUGCUGAUCGUCGUUGGCUCCGUGCUCGGUGUGGUUGCGAUUGUGGCCGUGAUUGCCGUGGCAGUGUACGGCCGAAGAAUUCGACGUCGCGCGCAAUCCGACGACCAGAGUAGCACCGACGAGGCGUUUAUUGUGGGCUCGCGGCAGCACCGACCUGCUCCGCCUCCUAGUGCGUUGGACACGGACAUGACUCCAGACCUCUGGGUCGAAGGCCAGUACCAGUACUCGCCCAACAUGAGUCGCUUGCAGUCGUCGCUCAAUGGCACUGCGAUUCUAUCGGACAACAAAACAACUCCGAUGCACGACCGACUUACGGUUGACGCUUACCCGACGAGUGGGCGAGGCCAUCACGGCCACAGUGGACGAGGCGAUAGCGGACGCGUUGGACACAAAAAGAGUACUCGACUCGACCAGCACGAGCUUGGCCAGGCUGCUCAUAGUGCAAGUGACGAGCACCGACGUGCUGGACGCGGUCGUUCGGACUAUGGCCGAAGUAUGCGAAGCACUGACGGUCGUCAGGAUCGCAGUAGCCACUAUGACCGCAGUGGCCACUAUGACCGCAGUCUGCGACGGGAUCUAGGGACGCUGGAGGACAUUUCGGAUCGAGGGCGUCAUCGAGCAGGCACGACACCGAUCGUCUUGUACGACGAAGACUCGAUCGAGGACCAGCACCACUCGAGUCGAAAACACCGCGCGCGACCGCCUCGACCGCAUCCGCCACCGUUUCAACAACACGACGUGCAUCCACAAGCACAGCAGCAGCACCAACAGCAGCAGCAGCAACAGCGUCGUCGUGAUAAGGACAGUGCUUCGAGGCGAGAUAGAUAA
Molecule: messenger RNA, 1236 nt
Organism: Hyaloperonospora brassicae
Lineage: Eukaryota; Oomycota; Peronosporomycetes; Peronosporales; Peronosporaceae
Source: the annotation of a GenBank genome assembly